Molecule: messenger RNA, 3227 nt
Organism: Stegodyphus dumicola
Lineage: Eukaryota; Metazoa; Arthropoda; Arachnida; Araneae; Eresidae
Gene: Bap55
Product: Brahma associated protein 55kD
Source: RefSeq, a predicted model, not a curated record
CUUGGCAACGGUUGGGGGAAAAGAAAGUACUGCCGGCUGUUUAUGAUACCGUGAAAGUAGUAAUUCUAACAUUUAUCGUCUGUGAUAUGACAUUGAAAUUUUCACUAACAUCUAUGAUCAUUUAAUUUUUAUAUAUAAUCCGAGUACAUAUCUCUGCUUAUUAAAAAGGUUUGGAAGCUUUUAACUACACACAGUAAACGAACAAUCAAAAUGAGUGGUGGUGUGUAUGGAGGUGAUGAAGUAGGAGCAUUAGUAUUUGACUUUGGUCAUUACUCCAUUCGUGCUGGAUAUGCAGGAGAAGAUACUCCCAAAGCUGACAUCCCUACUAUGGUUGGUGUUAUUGAUGAGCAAGCUUCAGAUGCUAUGGAAGUUAAUGGUAACACGAAUACUUCAAGUGAAAAUAGUACUCAGAAAAAGUAUUUUAUAGAUACUACUAGCAUUCAUGUUCCCUUCAAAGGUAUGGAAAUUACUUCAUUUUUAAAAGAUGGAAUGAUAGAAGAUUGGGAUCUUUUCGAACGAGUCUUGGAUUAUGUUUACAGCAAGCAUAUUAAAUCUGAGCCUCAUCUGCACCCUGUUCUAAUGUCUGAAACCUCCUGGAAUGCCCGUUCAAAGCGAGAAAAGUUAACCGAAUUGAUGUUUGAGAAGUACAACAUUCCUGCUUUUUUCUUGAGUAAGAAUGCUGUGCUUGCUGCUUUCGCUAAUGGUCGGUCAACUGGAAUAGUUGUAGACAGUGGUGCGAGCCAAACUUCUGCAGUGCCAGUUCACGAUGGAUAUGUUCUGGCACAAGCAAUUGUUAAGUCUCCACUUGCUGGUGAUUUUGUUUCCAUGCAGUGCAAACAAUAUUUAGAGGAAAAUCAUAUAGAGGUAAUUCCUCCUUAUAUGAUAGCAUCUAAAGAAGCUGUUAAGGAAAAUGAUCCUGCUAAGUGGGUUCGAAAACCUAAUUUACCAGAAGUUACUAAAUCUUGGCAUAAUUAUAUGGUUAAAGAAGUUUUGCAGGAUUUUCAAAGCUCAGUAUUGCAAGUAUAUGAAGCUCAGUAUGAAAAAGAGGCAGUGGAAAACAUGCCUAUUGUUCAUUAUGAAUUUCCUAAUGGCUAUAAUCAGGACUUUGGUGCAGAACGUUUUCAAAUUCCUGAAGCCCUUUUCGACCCUUCAAAUAUCAAGGGAAUACCUAAUACUACUACCAUGAUGGGAGCUGCACAAGUGGUCACAACUAGUGUUGGUAUGUGUGACAUCGAUGUUCGUCCCAGUCUUUAUGGAGGUGUUAUUUUAACUGGAGGAAAUACUUUAAUUCAAGGAUUUACUGAAAGACUUAAUCGUGAUUUAGCUGCAAAAACACCUCCAAGUAUGAGAUUAAAAGUAAUUAGUUCUAAUAAUGGAGCUGAACGUAGAUUUGGCUCUUGGAUUGGUGGAUCAAUUUUGGCAUCUUUAGGAACUUUCCAGCAGAUGUGGAUAACUAAACAAGAGUAUGAUGAAGGUGGAAAAACUCAAGUUGAAAGAAAGUGCCCUUGACAGGCUCCUUUUUCAAACCCAUAACUUCCAUUCUAAUAUUGACAUUGUCAUAUCUUCAUUAUUUUUAAAUUAUGCUUUUUCAACUGAAUGGAAAAUUUAAUUUUAGAAGCAGUGAAAAAUAUCUUCAUGCAGAGUAAUUGUAAAAAUCUGAACAAAAUUCAUUUUUGCACUUUAUGAUUAUUUAAGAAUAAAAAUUGUUGUUCAGAAUAUUAUCUAUAAAAUAUGGGAAUCUUCUGCAUUGUCAGUUAAUUUUUUGGAGUACAACUGGAGAUCUCUAUACGAUAUCAACUGGAACAUUUUUUGAAAUGGUUAUUAUUUUGUGUAUAUUUACAGGGAAUGUUUUAAUCAUUUAUACUGAAUAAGAGCUAAAACUAAAGGGUAAGAAUACAAUGAAAAGACUGUGAUGAAACCAUACAGUUACAUGCUUAAUUGCGUCUACUCAAGAAACGACAAGUAUAUAGAAGAUCUGUCAUGUUAAGUCUUUAAUGAUCCACAAUAUGAGUAACUUUAUAUCGUUUCCCCGUAUGUGUAGCUAUAAUCUUAGUCAGAUGUUAAUUGUAUUUCUACUUGGUGGUAUUUGUAUAGUCUUUGUAACAUUGUCAUCCCAUUAACUGACUCUGGACCAUUAUCAGAAUCUACUUUAACUGGAUAGAGUAAGUUGCAUGAUGAUGACUUUUGUCUUCUGUGCAUCUGCAGCGAUUCUGUAGAAAGUUUUUACAAAUGCUGGUAAAUUUCUCAUAUAUACGUGCUCUAAAUAUUUUUGAGAAAAAUUGGCAUUUGUUUAUUAUCAGAUCAAUAUUUUGGUGUUAAAUUUGAUAUUCAGAUUUUGACACCAGAACUUUUUUAUGGUAGCUAGGAAUUGUAUUUAAACUUUACUGUGUGAUGGAAUUUCGUUAAAAAUACAGAAAGGUUGAAUAUACUUACAAAUGAUUAGACGUAAAAUGAAAAUAAUUUAAUACAUGGGAAAUUAAAUAUGCAGGGUUGCUGAAAAUCCCCAUUCACUGUGCAGUUUAAAUAUAUAAAAGAUAGGCAUAAAAUUACCGUUUGUGUUCAUGCUUAAUUCCAGGCUAAUGAAUUUGAGCAACAGGACAAUGUUUAAAGUGUCCAGAAAUUUAAGUAGGUUUUUCUAUACAUAUUAAUGUGGUAUGAUUUCUGAUAAGAAAUGUGAAUUAAACGGCUUUUUAAGCACAUAUGAAUACCAUGUGCUGAAAUAAAACUGCAUAAGUGCAAAUUUUUUUAAUGUACCUUAUAAAAUGUUUGGAAUAAUUUUUUUUAUAGUUUCACUAAAAACAACUGUUACUGUUUUUGUAACCUGUCAUGAUUUUAUUGUCUUUUAGCUUUCUUUUUAUAACAUUCACUUUAUUGUGUGACCAUACUUGAUAUGUAAAUGUAAUGUAAAAUGCCAAAUACUGUUUAAUCUCCACGCCAGUGUUAAUUUUAAGUAGUUUGUUAUACAAUAAUGAGUAAUAUUGUUCUUAAAAUAAUGAACAGAUAUGAAAAAACAAAACUUUGUUCUUGUUUUAAGAAUUUCAUACUGUAUAUAAUAUCAUACCAUAUAUUGCUUCAGUAAAAAUUAGUGCCAGUGUUAAUUUGAAGUACAGUCAAAAGUCGUUAAUUCGGACACCCAUAAUUCGGAAUGUUCUAUAAUCCGGACCUCAAAACUAAAAACUUUCUGCGCAUGCGCCGUUGACACAUGCGCAUAGGUGUUUACGCGUGCG